Messenger RNA from Mercenaria mercenaria, 3351 nucleotides. RefSeq names its product dentin sialophosphoprotein-like. Lineage: Eukaryota; Metazoa; Mollusca; Bivalvia; Venerida; Veneridae. The transcript has 3 exons. The coding region runs from base 1 to 3351 and encodes 1116 amino acids. The record is from RefSeq and is a predicted model, not a curated record.
AUGGAAGAGUCUAUUAUAGACUAUGAGGUUUACCACAAUGAUCCAAAACUAUUUACGUGGUUACUUUUAACAAUAACAGACAAUGUAGACAUAAUUCGUAGAGGUAUAUAUAAACCGGCAAACACUGAAGGUGAUGAAGUCAUUGGAGAGACAGUUCGUUUAAUAAGAGCAGCUGCGAAUGCCAAUGUCAGACUAAGGAGAGGAGAAAAUGUUAGUGUGUCUACGGAAGAGUCUGACUCUAGUACUGGUGACACAUCAAACAGGAAAAGGCGUUCUGACAGUGAUGACAGUAACAAUGGUACUACAGGAGACUCUGACUCCAGUACCGGUAAUGACGGUAACAGUGGUUCUACAGAAAACUCUGAUUCCAGUGCCGUUAACGACAGUAACAGUGGUACAGGAGACUCUGACUCCAGUACCGGUAAUGACGGUAACAGUGGUUCUACAGAAAACUCUGAUUCCAAUGCCGUUGACGACAGUAACAGUGGUACUACAGGAGACUCUGACUCCAGUACCGGUGACGACAGUAAAAGUGAUUAUACAGGAGACUCUGACUCCAGUACCAGUGACGACAGUAACAGUGAUUCUACAGGAGACUCUGACUCCAGUACAGGUGACUCAUCAAACAGGAGGAAGCGUCCUGACAGUGAUGAUAGUAACAGUGGUUCUACAGAAAACUCUGAUUCCAGUGCCGUUGACGACAGUAACAGUGGUACAGGAGACUCUGACUCCAGUACCGGUAAUGACGGUAACAGUGGUUCUACAGAAAACUCUGAUUCCAGUGCCGUUGACGACAGUAACAGUGGUACUACAGGAGACUCUGACUCCAGUACCGGUGACGACAGUAACAGUGAUUAUACAGGAGACUCUGACUCCAGUACCGGUAACUUAUCAAAAAGGAAGGGGCGUCCUGACAGUGAUGACAGUAACAGUGGUUCUGCAGAAAACUCUGAUUCCAGUGCCGUUGACGACAGUAACAGUGGUACAGGAGACUCUGACUCCAGUACAGGUAAUGACGGUAACAGUGGUUCUACAGAAAACAGUACCGGUGACGACAGUAACAGUGAUUAUACAGGAGACUCUGACUCCAGUACCGGUAACUCAUCAAAAAGGAAGGGGCGUCCUGACAGUGAUGACAGUAACAGUGGUUCUACAGAAAACUCUGUUUCCAGUGCCAGUAACAGUGGUACUACAGGAGACUCUGACUCCAGUACCGGUGACGACAGUAACAGUGAUUAUACAGGAGACUCUGACUCCAGUACCAGUGACGACAGUAACAGUGAUUCUACAGGAGACUCUGACUCCAGUAUUGGUAACUCAUCAAAAAGGAAGGGGCGUCCUGACAGUGAUGACAGUAACAGUGGUUCUACAGAAAACUCUGAUUCCAGUACCGGUGACGACACUAAUAACGGUACUACAGGAGACUCUGACUCCAGUAUCGGUGACGACAGUAACAGUGGUUCUACAGGAAACUCUGACUCCAGUACCGAUGACGACAGUAACGGUGGUUCUACAGGAAACUCUGACUCCAGUACCAGUGACAACAGUAACAGUGGUACUACAGGAAACUCUGACUCUAGUAACGAUGACGACAGUAACACUGAUACUACAGGAGACUCUGACUCCAGUACCGAUGACGACAGUAACAAUGGUACUACAGGAGACUCUGACUCACGUACCGAUGACGACACUAACGAUGAUACUACAGGAGACUUUGACUCCAGUACCGGUGACGACACUAACAAUGAUACUACAGGAGACUUUGACUCCAGUACCGGUGACGACACUAACGAUGAUACUACAGGAGACUCUGACUCCAGUACCGGUGACGACACUAACGAUGAUACUACAGGAGACUCUGACUCCAGUACCGGUGACGACACUAACGAUGGUACUACAGGAAACUCUGACUCCAGUACCGAUGACGACAGUAACGAUGGUACUAACAAUGGUACUACAGGAAACUCUGACUCCAGUACCGGUGACGACAGUAACAAUGGUACUACAGGAAACUCUGACUCCAGUACCGAUGACGACACUAACGAUGAUACUACAGGAGACUUUGACUCCAGUACCGGUGACGACACUAACGAUGAUACCACAGGAGACUCUGACUCCAGUACCGGUGACGACACUAACGAUGGUACUACAGGAGACUCUGACUCCAGUACCGAUGACGACACUAACGAUGAUACUACAGGAGACUCUGACUCCAGUACCGGUGACGACAGUAACAAUGGUACUACAGGAGACUCUGACUCCAGUACCGGUGACGACACUAACGAUGGUACUACAGGAAAAUCUGACCCCAGUACCGAUGACGACACUAACGAUGAUACUACAGGAGACUCUGACUCCAGUACCGAUGACGACACUAACGAUAAUGCUACAGGAGACUCUGACUCCAGUACCGAUGACGACAGUAACGAUGGUACUAACAAUGGUACUACAGGAAACUCUGACUCCAGUACCGGUGACGACAGUAACAAUGGUACUACAGGAAACUCUGACUCCAGUACCGAUGACGACACUAACGAUGAUACUACAGGAGACUUUGACUCCAGUACCGGUGACGACACUAACGAUGAUACUACAGGAGACUCUGACUCCAGUACCGGUGACGACACUAACGAUGGUACUACAGGAGACUCUGACUCCAGUACCGAUGACGACACUAACGAUGAUACUACAGGAGACUCUGACUCCAGUACCGGUGACGACAGUAACAAUGGUACUACAGGAGACUCUGACUCCAGUACCGGUGACGACACUAACGAUGGUACUACAGGAAACUCUGACCCCAGUACCGAUGACGACACUAACGAUGAUACUACAGGAGACUCUGACUCCAGUACCGAUGACGACACUAACGAUAAUGCUACAGGAGACUCUGACUCCAGUACCGAUGACGACAGUAACGAUGGUACUAACAAUGGUACUACAGGAAACUCUGACUCCAGUACCGGUGACGACACUAACGAUGAUACUACAGGAGACUCUGACUCCAGUACCGGUGACGACAGUAACAAUGGUACUACAGGAGACUCUGACUCCAGUACCAAUGACGACAGUAACAAUGGUACUAACAAUGGUUCUACAGGAAACUCUGACCCCAGUACCGAUGACGACAGUAACAAUGGUUCUACAGGAGAAUCUGAUUCCAUUUCCGAUGACGACAGUAACGAUGGUACUACAGGAAACUCUGACUCCAGUACCGUUGACGACAAUAAAGAUGAUACUACAGCAAACUCUAACUCCAGUACCGUUGACGACAGUAACAAUGGUACUACAGGAAACUCUGACUCCAGUACUGGUGAUGACAGUAACAGUGGUUCUACGGAACAAAAAUAA